Molecule: messenger RNA, 336 nt
Organism: Hibiscus syriacus
Lineage: Eukaryota; Viridiplantae; Streptophyta; Magnoliopsida; Malvales; Malvaceae
Exons: 2
Coding region: 1-336 (111 amino acids)
Molecular function (GO): RNA-DNA hybrid ribonuclease activity; nucleic acid binding
Source: RefSeq, a predicted model, not a curated record
AUGCAAUUGGCUUGGGAUUUGGGUCUACGUCGGAUAACAGUGGAAUCGGAUUGCAAAGAGGCCAUUUUGGUUCUUCAGACUCGGGUAGGAUCUGGGGUAGGUUCCUCGAUGGUCCAUCAUAUCCAAGAACUUGUGAAGCGUUCGUGGGAGGUUCGUUUUGUUUUUGCUCCAAGAGAAUAUAACCGAGUGGCGGACUGCAUGACAAAUUUGGCGUGGAAAUGGCCCUUUGGGUUUCAUGUUUAUCAAAGCCCACCCGUGGACGUAGGAGUUAGCAGCUAUGUUGAAGAUUCAACAGGAAAAACUGAAGAUACAACUCAUUCUCGUCAUCGGAGAUGA